Messenger RNA from Papilio polytes (common Mormon), 1227 nucleotides. RefSeq lists its product as uncharacterized. The transcript is spliced from 7 exons. Gene Ontology annotation, cellular component: plasma membrane. Gene Ontology annotation, biological process: detection of chemical stimulus involved in sensory perception of smell; sensory perception of smell. Bases 1 to 1227 code for a protein of 408 amino acids. NCBI's taxonomy places the organism in Eukaryota, Metazoa, Arthropoda, Insecta, Lepidoptera, Papilionidae. Gene Ontology annotation, molecular function: olfactory receptor activity; odorant binding. The record is from RefSeq and is a predicted model, not a curated record.
AUGGACGAAACAUUUCAAACCUUUAAUAGAGUCCUUUGUUUUGCUGGAAUUUCUUUUUUCUCUAAAACCAAUCAAUUAUCAAAGAGAUGGUUGUUAUUUCAAAUUUUCAAUUUCAUUCUUGGUUUUUUAACGGUCGCUUUCACCUCUGGAUUUAUGAUAGUUCAUUUUAAUAAUAUGCUUCUCUUUAUCCAAGGCGCUUGUAUUUGGACGACUGGCGUGAUUAUGUUCACUUCUUUAGGAGUAUGUUUGCUAUUUCGAGGAAAAUUCCUGAUCUUUCUUAACGAGAUGGUUUUCAAAGAUUCUGUAUUAGAUAUGCCUUUGAUUGUUUAUGCUUUGGAAAGUAAUAGAACUGGUCGAUUGAGAGAAUUGAAAGAUUUAGUUCUAGAGUCUGAAGAAAAGUUUCUAAGAUUUGCAAGAGUUUUGUUAAAAACAUACAUUAUCAUUGCAACAGUCUGCGUAACGCUUUAUUUGUGCUGUGCCAUUUAUCAGAUGAUCAAUUCGAAUGAUAAUACUUUAAGAUUGUUAGCUUUUGAUAUGUGGUUCCCUUGGAGUUUAGAAAACUUCUACGUGUACGUGGCUACAUUUAUAUUUCACGCUUAUGCUGGUUACUUAUGUUGUAUUGCAAAUCCUGGCCUACAAUCUACAAUAAUACUUUUAGUAGGUCAAACGAUACGCCAGUUAAGGAUCAUUACGUUUAUUUUACAAAAUUUGAAUGAACUGUCAAUAGAGUUGGCAGAUAACAAGGAGAACUGGCAAUACUGUUGCACUGAAAUUUUAUCAGAAUGUUUCAAACAUUAUGUUAAAAUAAAAAGAUUUACAAACCGUCUCAAUGUUGUAUGUCGGCCAUUUUAUCUGACGUUAAUACUCGUUGCAAUGAUGCUAGUUUGUAUGUGUACUGUGAAAAUAGCUAUUUCCAGCAAAUUUUCUGCAGACACAAUGAAAUAUUAUGUACACAACCUUUAUUUUAUUCUUGCUGUUUUAAUGAUAUGCUUACUUGGCCAACAAGUAGAAAAUGAGUGUGAAAAUUUGGAAUCGGCAGUCACAGAGAAAUGGUAUCUAUUUGAUAGAAAACAUAAAACUAGCGUUUUAAUUUUCAAAAUGGCUGUUAGUAAAGGAAUGCCGAUUUACAUUUUCGGAUCAAUUACAAUAUCAUUACCAACUUUUACUUGGUUUGUUAAAACUGGCAUGUCAUUUUUCACAUUAGUGAUGUCAGUAUUAGAAGGAUGA